AUGACUGAUGAGUCAUUAGAAAAGGCAAAACACAAAAAAUCAAAGGCCAUUGCAUUGUUCCAAAAGCGAUCUAAAUCAGAAGAGCUGGAAACAAACCAAUUGACAGAAAAACAGCUACGAUCAAGCAGUUAUUCUACCAAUCAGAGAAUUGUUGAAACUUCAGUCAUCUACUCUAAAGAUGAAAGUCAAGAUACAGUACUCAGUCCAACGGGUGAGCCAGAGUAUGCUCAAGGCAGAGUGAAUCAGUACCAUAUUCUCAAAGAUAUUGGAACAGGUGCUUUUGGUCGUGUUGUCCUCGUUCGUAGUGAAGAAACCAAAAUGUAUUAUGCAUGCAAAGUGAUUUCCAAGAGUCGCUUACGAAAAAAGUUUCGAUGGGUAUACGAUGGAAAACCGUCUCCACAAUCUCUUUCUUCAAAGAAAAACGAAGACAACGAGGUCAUGGCAUCCAUCAAGCGUGAGGUUGCUGUUUUAAAAAAACUUUCUGAGCAUCCCAACAUUGUGAAUUUGGUCGAGGUUUUGGAUGAUGAAAAAGAAGAUAAUCUUUAUAUAAUUUUUGAUUUGUGCGAGUACGGGCCUGUAAUGGAAAUUAAUAUUGGAGAGCCCACUAGGCCACUUUCUGAAGAACUGGCACGCAAAUAUUUUCGCGACGUGGUUCUUGGAAUCGAGUACUUGCACUAUAAACGUAUUAUUCAUAAAGACAUUAAGCCAGAGAAUUUACUACGGACGGCAGGAAAUAUUGUUCAAAUCGGAGAUUUUGGCAUUUCGCAUAUGUUUGAUGAAGGUGACGAUGAAGGUUUGCUGAUCACCAAAAAUGGAUCACCGCUUUAUAGUGCUCCAGAGGCAUGCACUGGUAGGCAGAGGCAUCUGAUUACAAAAAUUCUUAAUGGAAAAUCACUGGAUAUAUGGUCUCUUGGAGUUACCCUAUAUUGCUUUGUUCAUGGAUGCUGCCCUUGGGAAGAUACAAAUAUUGUGGAGCUGUACAGGAAAAUUACGCAAGAUAAUUAUGUUGUGUUUGACACUUUAUCUGACGAACUUCGAGAUUUACUGUCCAAAAUGAUGGACAAAAAUCCCAAUACACGCAUUCAGCUAUCUCAAAUCAAAGUACAUCCCUGGGUUACUGAGAAUGGACGCAAUCCAAUGUUGAGUACAGAAUCCAACUGUGUGUACGUUGAUGUGACUGAAGAAGAAGUAGCGCAUGCUUUUAGUCCAGCCAUGAUGUUUGUAAAUAAGGUAUUUAAUUUUGUCAGGUGUAAUACCAGUACUUUUUUAUAA
Messenger RNA from Batrachochytrium dendrobatidis JAM81, 1272 nucleotides. RefSeq lists its product as uncharacterized. Bases 1 to 1272 code for a protein of 423 amino acids. Gene Ontology annotation, molecular function: calcium/calmodulin-dependent protein kinase activity; ATP binding; calmodulin binding. Gene Ontology annotation, cellular component: cytoplasm. The transcript has 2 exons. Gene Ontology annotation, biological process: positive regulation of protein kinase activity; protein phosphorylation; intracellular signal transduction. Lineage: Eukaryota; Fungi; Chytridiomycota; Chytridiomycetes; Rhizophydiales. The record is from RefSeq and is a predicted model, not a curated record.